Stereum hirsutum FP-91666 SS1 is the source of this 3756-nucleotide messenger RNA. RefSeq lists its product as uncharacterized. The record is from RefSeq and is a predicted model, not a curated record. The transcript is spliced from 7 exons. Bases 1 to 3756 code for a protein of 1251 amino acids. Lineage: Eukaryota; Fungi; Basidiomycota; Agaricomycetes; Russulales; Stereaceae.
AUGGCCGCCAUCUACUCCUCCAAGAACAACGGCCUCUCCGUCGACGAGUUCACCGCUCUCGUCUCCGCCACAUUCGACACUUCUUCCCCUCAUCUUGAUCUCGACGGCGCACCCUCCCCCUUCUCCGUGUUCGAGGACGACGACGACGGCGACAACCUCGCCUCGACCUCGACCUCUCCCCGCCAACUUCGACCCCGCCACUCGGCUUUCAACAUCUUGCGCAAGGUCAAGUCCAGGGCCACGAACCUCGUUCAAGGCAAUCUCACCCCCGCCCUGCCUCCUUCAUACUCUACGGAUCUCCUUUCUCCCAGCGGUACCCCUCUACUUUCUGUCCCGCCACUUAGGUCGGCCACCUCAUUCUCGACCCAUCGUCGUGGUCAUCGUCCACGCUCACAGUCGAUACCUAGCGUGCUUGCUGCUUUUUCUCAGCCUUCACGGCCAUCUAGGCCGUCACUGGAGUCACGUUCAUUCUUGGAUGAGGACUGCUAUGCCUCAGCAGACACUACUCUUCGACCAUCGACCCUCGGUUCCUAUCUUGGUCAUGAUAUGCAACGCUCGUUUGUACGGCCACACACACCAGCUGGAUCUCCCAGGAGUCAAGGACGGACAUCCGACUCACGAUCAGACUGUAAUGGUUCUCCUCAGACUAGUCCAGGCAAGCGUUCUAUCGCGUCCAAACUGCGCAACCUCUCGCGCGGAAAGCGUGUUUCUCCCAUAAUUUCAUCUUCGACCACCUUCGACCCAGGAAUGUCUCCUCCCGAAGCUCCCUACACUCCGACUUCCGACUUCUUCCCUACGCCAACCCUCACUUAUUCUUCCGUUACUGCGUCGCCAACGGACACCACCACCACACUCUCCCAACAAUAUUCUCUCUCUUAUGUCCCGUCGGUCGGCGAUGAUGACCGCGAUGAUCGUGCAGAAGCUCUCGACGUGGAUCGUGUACUCACACCAGAAGACGACCCGUUCCGCCGAGACUCGGAUGUUCACGUCCUCCCGUCGGACCCAUGCUAUUCUCACCAGGCAUCUCCUUCGCGCAAGGGCCCGUCAUCAUUGCGAUCCAAAGCCUCCAAGCGUACUGAUGACGCCACUCGCCUAGACAGGCUCCGUCGACUGGAGAUUGGUGCACACUGGCCUCUUCAUGGACCUUCAUCUAGCAAUGGUCAAACGCGGGCGGGAAAGAAGUCAAUCUCACGUUCGCGCUCUUCGCCUAUGCUUUCUAGUCCUGAAACUUUCGACAUGAGCGUUUUCCCGAGCCCUCCCGUUUGUGGUUCGGUACAAAACCUUAUGCCCUAUCAUGCGGCGGGAUAUGGACCUGUUUUAUUGCCACAACCACGACGGCCGAGCGCAACGACACCGUUCAUCGACCCAGGAUCGUCGAGGUCAAGUACUACGCUCAUGGGUCGGGACUCUGUUACGCCUACACCUAUGUCUUCGCAUCAUUCUAUUCUCCAGCCUACCCCCUGCCCUUACACGACCUCGCGCCCCUCUUCCUCCCACUUGAUUGCGUUUCCCUUAUCGCCCGACUCUGUAAACGGCAGGCGGAGCCUUGGAGAAAGCGUCAACAGUCUCACUCUCAGAGUUGCCACGCCUCUGUCGUUGAUGCCACCCGCUAGGCCACCGCCCAACAAGCCAUUACCCAGCCUCCCACCUCGAGUUCCCGCAUCUUCUGUCGUCAAGAAGAAGUCUUCCAAGAGUUUAAUCCCACCGUCUGCCAUGAAACACGGUGGUGAAAGCGACAAACCGAAGGGUAUGGGCGCUGGGCUCAGAGUUCGCGUGGAUAGCCUGGGGAAGAGAUUCAAGAGGGACGACAGAGUCCUGAUGGCGCCUCCCCGAGAGGAGCCGAUUCCUCAGGUGCCGUUUUUGAGGAGGGAGUUAUGGAAAGAUUGGACCAGUAUCGGGAAAUUUUCUGCUGAGAAGAGAAUGCGAAAGGGUAUCAUCCCAGACACUCCCGUCGUACCGACAGUCACCGGGGACUACGUCUUGACGAGCGCUGGGUGUGAUUCCGAGGGUGUUUCGGGUUCCCAGUCCGAGAAGGCCCGUAAGACCAUUUCUGUGGGCUCGUACGCUACGACUGACACGCGCGUGUCCGUCGUCUCUUCUGAAUUCGGUGCUGGAUCGUCCUCCACAUCUGCUACCUCCCUCUCCGUUGCUCCUGAAUCGAUCUGCCAUUCUUCCUGUCGCCCCGAAUCUCUCUCGCAAGCGACUCUUGUCACCGUUUCCUCCCCAGUGACCAGCUCGAUCGGCCUGUCAACCUCUCCCCAAUUGUCUCGUCCACCGACUCUGGCCCAUCAAUACAAGUUCCCCAGUCAAGUCCAUGGCGCAGGCAGCAGGCGCGAGUCGGAAGCCGAAGAUGAUGCCGAGUCGUACUACAGUGCACCUUCGAGGCCACUUUCGCAACUCGGCUUCAGUGUCGGGCAUCCUGUGACGCCAUCGGAGGUUUACCUCGUUCAUGGUCCUGUACGUUCUGUAUGGUCUGGCCAGACACGGACGAUCAAGCUUCGAGAGGGCGAGACUUUACUGGUCAAAGCAAACGGCUGGGGUGAUUUGAGGCAGUUGUCAGAUGAGCGUGGAAGUGUCGUCGUCGUCACAGAAGGGUUUGGUGAUGAUUGGGACGUUAGGAAGAUCGAGGUCGACGUCGUAUCCUCCACUGAAUCGGGCACCGAAGACUCGGUAGAGGUCUCGGUUCGCCUUUCCUCCCUCGGUACCAGCAUACGUCCCGUCCCUCUUCCUCGGUCUGGUCUACGCGAAGACGUUUGGUAUGCGGGCCUGCCCCACGCCUCAAGCACUUCUCUAAUUCGGAUAGACGAAACGGAAUUCCUCGGUGCUCGUUCUUCGGUGGAUUCUCAAUCUGGCGCUCAUCGUGGAUCGGAGGAUGUAGAACUUGUCGAUUCAUCGGAGGAAAGAGUCGAUAGUGAGACUAUGGCGGAUAGGAAGUCGGAGCGAGGAGGAGGGAAGAGGAGGGUUAUGUUCCAGAUGGAGGUGCCCGUGAGGUUGAGCGACAUGUUGAGGAGGGUAGAGGGUGCAGUAUUCGGUGAUGUUCGUAGAAGUUGCGAUGUAGUCGAGAAGAGUGGCUGUGUGCUGAGACUGUCCGCUUCGAUCUCCUGCGCUUUGCCCAACAAUUUGACUGGCUUGAUUCCUGGUCUCUUUGGCUGGACGGUUUUCGGCGUCCGCACUUAUACCCUGCCGUUGCACUUCGCUUCCGUGAUGCUCUUUCGUCGCCCCUUUGUCCCGGCCGCCGGUACCUUCGUCGGUUCAAACCGUUACAGUCUUUGUGCUAUGUCCCUUCCUGAAUACCUCAAGCAUCCAUUUCAUUUGACGACUGUUGAAGGACAAAAGUAUCGCAAAGAGGAAGGGGUGGGUCGUGGCGUGUUGUUCAGUCACUUCGAAAACAUGCCAGGCUCCCCAGGCCCCCCAACAGACGCGGGCCUACCUACCAAACUUGCUUCAAAUUUCACCAUCCACCUAUGGCUCACUCCGUAUUUCCCGCAAAAAAAGAGCGAGCGUCAUCAAAGGGGGCAUCAUUUCGUUCGCAAACUAGCUAAACGAGUCAACGGGGGUAGCGACGAGGGGCGAAAACGACAGACACUGCAGUGUCCUGGUCAAAUAAUAAGGGUGGAUAAGUCGGUAUGGGAGGGCACCGGAGGAGGCAUCGGUGGUGGCGGCAGCGAAUGGAGCAGAGUGGGGAUCGAGUGGGGAAUGGGUGUAGGAGCGGAAGAUGGCUUUUCCAGAAGAAUAGAGGAAGAGGAUGAGGGCUGA